CUGUCGGGCCGGAACCCGACGCCCCUGAGAGGAGAGCCCCCAGGAAGACACCCUUCGCCUCUGUGGGUGGGGGCUUAGUUCUAGGACCGGAGCGCCCUUGGUGGCACCAGAGCUCGGCUCUCUGGACCUCUCGGAGGACUAGGCGAUGCCGGAGGGCGCGGCUCCCCGCGAGGGGUCCGAGGAUCUAGCCGGACGCUCCCCACCUCAGGGGGCCGUUCCGGACUCCGCCAGCGCUGUCUCCUCUCCCUCAGAUCCGGCAGCCGCAGGGGAUGACGCGGGUGCCUCCAGGGCCCCGGCUCCGGGCGGGGAGGGCGAACCCCUCAGCCCGCACCGCGACGCCCGCCUGGGCAGCACCGAUAAGGAGCUGAAGGCAGGAGCCGCCGCCGCGGGCAGCUCCCCGACAGCGCUGGGGACGCCCUGGCAGCGGGCGCCGCGGGUCGAGGUUAUGGAUCCAGGCUCUGUUGGAUCAAUUUCCAGGAGAUUGCCGUCCCCACGUUUCCACCCCAGUACCCCUGUUGUGAUCCGCGGCCCCCUAGUGGCCGGUUGGGGACGCGGCCUUUUGGGGCUUGUUUUUCCAGCGGGCGGCGCCAGGAGCCAGCUGCCCCGGCCCUGCCGCGUGCUGGUCCUGCUAAACCCGCGCGGAGGCAAGGGCAAGGCGCUGCAGCUCUUCCGCAGCCACGUGCAGCCCCUGCUGGCUCAGGCCGAGAUCUCCUUCACGCUGAUGCUCACUGAGCGACGGAACCACGCUCGGGAGCUGGUGCGGGUUGAGGAGCUGGGGCGCUGGGAUGCGCUGGUGGUCAUGUCUGGGGACGGGCUGAUGCAUGAGGUGGUGAACGGGCUCAUGGAGCGGCCAGACUGGGAGACCGCCAUCCGGAAGCCCCUGUGUAGCCUUCCAGCUGGCUCUGGCAACGCACUGGCAGCCUCUUUGAACCAUUAUGCCGGCUAUGAGCAGGUGACUAAUGAGGACCUCUUGACCAACUGCACCUUGCUGCUGUGCCGCCGGCUGCUGGCGCCCGUGAACCUGCUGUCACUGCAGACGGCCUCGGGGCUGCGCCUCUUCUCCGUGCUGAGCCUGGCCUGGGGCUUCAUUGCCGACGUGGAUCUGGAGAGUGAGAAGUUCCGGCGUCUCGGGCAGAUGCGCUUCACUCUGGGCACCUUCCUGCGCCUGGCGGCCCUGCGUGUCUACCAGGGCACGCUGGCCUACCUCCCGGCAGAAAGGGUGGCCUCCCAGGUGCCCGCGCCCCCCGCUGGGGAGCGGCAGGACCAGCAGGGGCCUGCGGACGCCCACCUCGUACCCCUGGAGGAGCCGGUGCCCCCGCACUGGACCGUGGUCCCGGAGCAGGACUUCGUGCUGGUGCUGGUGCUGCUGCAUUCCCACCUGGGCAGUGAGAUGUUUGCGGCCCCCAUGGGCCGGCGUGCGGCCGGCACCAUGCACCUGUUCUACGUGCGGGCCGGCGUGUCCCGGGCCAUGCUGCUGCGCCUCUUCCUGGCCAUGGAGAAGGGGAGGCACAUGGACUAUGACUGUCCCUACUUGGUGUAUGUGCCUGUGCUUGCCUUCCGCCUGGAGCCCAAGGACGGGAAGGGUGUGUUUGCUGUGGAUGGCGAGCUGAUGGUCAGCGAGGCUGUGCAGGGCCAGGUGCACCCAGACUACGUCUGGAUGGCCGGUGGCUGCAUGGAGCGCCCCCCCGGCCCGCAGCCUCAGCAGGGAGCACCUCCAGGAGAGCCCUUAUGACUCCGUGGGCCUUGCCGUGCCUUAGCCUACUUGGUCACCUCGGAGCUCAGGACCCUCCACAACCUCCCCCCGGGGCCUGGAGGGCCCGUCCACAGCUCAUGUGGUGGGGAGGAGGACCCCUGAAGACGGUGGGAAGGUGGACGCUGUGCUUUAGAAGGACAGUCUCUGCCUACCAAAGGCCAGAAUAAGGCUCUGGGCCAGGAGCCCAGCUGGUUGGGUCUCCCUGCCUGUGGAAGCCACUCCCAUUUUGUUUCUGGGAGCCCAACCCCAUGAAUCAAAUACAAAUAAAGUGACAUUCCCAGCCUA
Messenger RNA from Mirounga angustirostris (Northern elephant seal), 2038 nucleotides. It is a transcript of the gene SPHK1, whose product is annotated as sphingosine kinase 1. The transcript is spliced from 5 exons. NCBI's taxonomy places the organism in Eukaryota, Metazoa, Chordata, Mammalia, Carnivora, Phocidae. The coding region runs from base 146 to 1732 and encodes 528 amino acids. The record is from RefSeq and is a predicted model, not a curated record. Gene Ontology annotation, cellular component: membrane; intracellular membrane-bounded organelle; cytoplasm. Gene Ontology annotation, biological process: negative regulation of apoptotic process; sphingosine biosynthetic process; cellular response to growth factor stimulus.